GCAGUAACUUUUUACUGUCGUCAGGGCUGUGCUGUCUCACCGGACCAAAAGGGGUUUUCACAAGCUCACAAAAUGGAGUUCACGCUCUUUAUCACAGUUCGACCAAAACUUAUUGGAAUUAAAUGAAACGUCGAUAUAUGGAUUGUAUGGAUGAGUGAACUGCGAUUUACUGUUUAAACUGAAUUUAACGCACACCUACGGAGCUGAUCAGUAACUUCACGAUGGGUGAUCUCCGAGAAAGGUUUAUAAUGUGCUGGCAAAAUACUUUCUCCUGUUUUAGCGAGCCGGAGACUGACCGCCCACCUGCCACCAAGAAAGGCGAUAUUGUAGUGAUUCAAAAUGCACACACGGAGCCCCCCGCCAGGGUCUUACCGCCGAUACCUGGGGAGAAACCCGACUACGUUUACAUUGCUCUGUACGACUACACGGCGCGCACGGAAAAUGAUUUGAGUUUUCACGCAGGGGAUAAACUGGAGCCACUAAAUAAAGGCGAAGAUUGGUGGUACGUGAGAGGAAUCACCGGGAUUUCAGCCAACAAGCAAGGCUACGUUCCUGCGAAUUACGUUGCGCCAGUCGAAAGCCUCGAUGCUGAACCAUGGUAUUUUCCAGAAACAAAGCGCUUGGAUGCUGAAAAGAUGCUGCUGUCUGAUGAGAACCAGAAUGGAGCUUUUCUCAUUAGAAACUGUGAAAGCCAGACAGGGGAGCUCUCACUUUCAGUGCUGGACAACUCCAAGGUGAAGCAUUAUAAGAUCAAAAAGUUGGAUAACGGUGGCUACUUCGUGUCAAAGACUCGGAAUUUUCCCACACUGAGAGAACUAGUGGAGCACUACACCAAAUAUGAAGAUGGCCUCUGUAUCUGUCUUGGAGAACCCUGUAAAAAAACAAUAGCUCCAGAGACCUAUGGUCUAUCUUAUAAUACAGUGGAUCAAUGGGAGAUUCCACGUACCUCUGUGAAACUCCUGAAGAAGUUGGGAGCAGGGCAGUUUGGGGAAGUGUUUGAAGGCAUAUGGAAUGACACAACAGCUGUCGCUGUCAAAACACUCAAACCAGGAACAAUGGAUGCAAAGGACUUCCUGCGAGAAGCUCAGAUCAUGAAGAGACUCCGUCACCCUAAACUGAUACAGCUGUAUGCUGUCUGCACUUUGGAGGAACCAAUCUACAUUAUCACAGAGCUUAUGAGCAACGGAAGCCUUCUGGAAUACCUGCAGAAAGAUAGAGGUGCUCGUUUGCAUCUGUCUGAUCAGGUAGAAUUGGGAUCACAGGUGGCAGCUGGCAUGGCAUACCUAGAGUUGCAGAACUACAUCCACAGAGAUCUUGCAGCACGAAACGUUCUGGUGGGAGAAAACAAUGUGUGCAAGGUGGCCGACUUUGGUCUAGCACGAGUAUUUCAGAUGGACACUGACAACACUGGUGAGAAUGUUUAUGAGGCCAAAGAAGGAACCAAGUUACCAGUGAAAUGGACUGCACCCGAGGCCAUACACGAGAACAAAUUUACCAUAAAAUCUGACGUCUGGUCUUUCGGCAUCUUGUUGUAUGAAAUUGUGACUUUUGGACAGAUGCCUUACCCAACUCUGACAAAUUAUCAGGUGGUACAAAAAUUGCACACCGGCUACAGGAUGUCAUGCCCCCUUAACUGCCCAAAACAUCUGUAUGAGAUCAUGUGUGAUUGCUGGAGGGAGGUGCCUGCAGACAGACCCACCUUUGAAACGCUGCAGUGGAAACUGGAGGACUUCUUUGAGCCUGAUGUCAGCUCUUAUGACGAUGCAAGCCGCUACUAAACUAAAGAAAAACUACUACUGCUUAAAAACUCUACUUAACCGCAGAUGAGCCAAGUGCAAGGUUUUGGCAAGCAAACUUAAGAUGCUGUUUUAGUAUGAAUGGAGCCAGCUUCCCAUUUUUCCCCAAGAGAAAGAAACAUGCAUUUAUCAUUGUGUGUUUUCUUAUGUACAAACUACAUUAGUACCCUGAUAGCACAUGUACAUCACCCAGACGUCUAUUUGAUGUGUGUGUUUACAUCUGGAAGAUGUAGUUUUCUGGUUGUUUGCUCAUCUGAAUUACAUCUAUAAGACAUUGCCUUUCAGACGUCAAUAAGACAUUCAGCAGAUGUCUUUGAGACAUUUAUGAUUUAGAAUGUUUGUAAAUUUGAUCUUUUUAAGAUGAUUAGCAUAUGUUAUUUAGAAUGUGAUGCUUUUCAGAUGAAAUGCUCUUAAACAGACACGGAGAUGUACAUGUUAUAUCUGGGUAAGUACAAACUACAUUAGACUAAUACCUUGUGUUGUGUGACCUAAUACAAACUCAUUCUUCCAUUUAGUCUUUGAAGGCGUAUCUGCGUUUGUUUGUUGGCAAGUGUGUAUGUCACAAAUAACAUGCUGGCUUAAAGUCACUUUGUUUGUGUAUGUGCAGCUCAUGCUGGCACUGUGAAAUUGUGGGCUGUGACAAGAUUAUCACAGUUUUAUACUGAAAAUGUAUGCACUGGACAUUUAAGUGCAGCUGCUAUUGAGGUAUAAAUACACUGAGAAUGAGCGACACAUAAGUAUGGAAACAGGUGCCAUUGCAGCCUGUUUAACCAGUUUUAGCCAGUUUAAAUAGUGAAUAAGUCACACUAGAUGUUAGACUGAUCUGCUCGAUUUUGCGAGAUAAGAACAUACAGUGCAAGAGUGAGCACAAAUUAUGACUCUAAUUUGAGCCUCAUAGAAGAAUGUGAUUAUUAGCUGCAUUGUUUAGUCACAGUUGUGAAUGAUUUUAAAAUGAAUUUUAGAUCUGAAUAGAGCUUUUCUUUCUGAUUAAUUUACAGACUGUGUGGUUCUGAGUGGCUGUUUAUUUCACAAAUAUUACAAAAUCUGCAGACCAAAAUUAAUUUGACAGAAAUAUGUACUGUAUAUUUUAUAAUACAUAACCAGUACUGUGUAAGCUAAUCAAGCUGAAAGUGGUAUUAUGAAAAUGUAAUUGAAGGAUUAAUAUAUAUUUAAUAUAUUUUUGUAAUUCAAAGCCUAAAUGUAUGAUGUCUUUGCAUAUUUUAUGUAUAUUCACUUAGUGCAAUAAAGCUUCAUU
Messenger RNA from Myxocyprinus asiaticus (Chinese sucker), 3051 nucleotides. It is a transcript of the gene frk, whose product is annotated as fyn-related Src family tyrosine kinase. The transcript has 8 exons. NCBI's taxonomy places the organism in Eukaryota, Metazoa, Chordata, Actinopteri, Cypriniformes, Catostomidae. Gene Ontology annotation, molecular function: signaling receptor binding; non-membrane spanning protein tyrosine kinase activity; ATP binding. Gene Ontology annotation, biological process: cell differentiation; innate immune response; cell surface receptor protein tyrosine kinase signaling pathway. Gene Ontology annotation, cellular component: extrinsic component of cytoplasmic side of plasma membrane. Bases 222 to 1778 code for a protein of 518 amino acids. The record is from RefSeq and is a predicted model, not a curated record.